Messenger RNA from Magallana angulata, 1901 nucleotides. RefSeq lists its product as uncharacterized. The transcript is spliced from 2 exons. NCBI's taxonomy places the organism in Eukaryota, Metazoa, Mollusca, Bivalvia, Ostreida, Ostreidae. Bases 123 to 1397 code for a protein of 424 amino acids. The record is from RefSeq and is a predicted model, not a curated record.
GGUGUUAAUUGUCAAAACUUCUACCUGUAAAGAAAAGAAGUCGUGGGCCGUUGCUAAGAUCCGUUUAUUUACCUAUACCUAGGCUGAGGUUCUUUUCAGUUAACAUUUUAAAAAAAUAAGAAAUGAAAUCAUUUACAUUAGAAGAUUGGAAAAAGGAAAUACAAUUGGCAUUUUCUGAUGGUAAAUACAUACAUCUAGUCAACCAUGAAAUACCAGAAUUGAAGAAAUACAUGGAAACAGGCAUAGGGGAUGUUUUCCUCAAAUUCGCCGAUGCUAUUGAAUUACUAACAAGCAUAACUGGAAUUAAUUCAAUCCCAGUACAUACAUGUACAUUUGCCAUAUCCUUUGGCGUCAUGUCAAACAUCUUCAAAAAAAUCGGCACACAAUUUAAGUCCACUAUUCCUCAGAUAGACGAAGAUAAAACAUAUUCAGCUUUACUACGCUUCCAAGACUCAGAGUUAAGAGCUGAAGCAGCGGGUUUGGAAGAUUUACUUUUCCACACACACGCCUACCUGAACGAGAUCGACGACCAAGCCCGUGAAAGUGUUGUAAUCCGACUGGAGGACAAAUUUCCAACCACCGACAGUGUGAGAUUCCUUGGAAAAUUAAAAGCGAAAACGUACGAACUACUGACGACGUCGGACCUACAGUCUGCUCAUCGAGCAUCAGUCUAUGUGAAUCUGUAUUUCCGACUAGCAAUAUUGCGUACGUUAGUGUUAUGGCAGGUUUUCUGCAUCAAAGAACGAAGUGGCUUUGACAGACCAAGUACUCAAGGGGUUCUGGCAUUGAUCACCGAAAGUAAUAAGUCUGACCUGGAAGUUCUUACAUAUGUCACGGAAACCAAUUUCCAAAAGUCGGUGUUUCUGACUAAAUUUACUCCUACAAAAUGCGAACAUUAUUUGCACUUUCUUCGCAUUCACCGAAUCAAAAUUCCCACAGUAGGUGGAGGUAAAAGCUUUUGUGGUUCAAUACGUAACAUUUGCCUGUCAAAAUCGCCGGAUAUUAAGUUCAAAAUGUCAUCGCUCUACUGGGGCCGUAUCUGUGGAAGUGAUAAAAAAAAUUCUGCGUCUUGCAAAUUCGAACUGGAACCUGUUGAAAAUGAAAAUCUAAACUGUAUAUUUUACAUCCGAUCAGCAAAGUAUUCAAACUAUUAUGUUUAUAUGCACAAGGAAGGAAAUUGCUUUUCCUUUAAAGGCCAACCAGGACCUGAAGGGCAAUGGAAAGUCGUACAAUUUGAGAAUGGAAGCCAAGUGCAGUACAUCAUGUCCCCUGUCAAAUGGCCCUGUCGAUUCCUGUAUCUUAAAUCCUUUUUAGGAAAUGCUCAGUUGUACAUUGGAGGCACUUAUGACUUAGAAGCAAACAAAGACCAGAGUCUAUGGGAAAUUCCUGAGGCAUAGAAAAAAAUUGUCAUUUAUCAGUUGGAACUGGGGAUUUAACUUGCAUUGGACUUUCCAUGAGUUUGAUUUAACACACACAAACAAGCUUAAGUUACUUUUCAAUUUAUUCGAUCAGUGCUUACUAACUAUGCAUGAUAAAUUACCAAAAUCAGGUACAUGUACUUUUUACACUAUUGCGCUGAAAAAUAUAGCUGAAUUCCUAUCAACAGAAACAACGCUACAAAAAAUAUUUAGGAUAUCGAUGUAUAUUUUAUAUGUGGAAGAAAACAAAAUUGCCGUAAAACUAUUUUUAAAAAUUACCUUUCCUUAACGAAUGUAAAUGUGAAUUCUUCAUAUGUCUGUGCCAGCUGUAAAUUCAGUCUUUCUUUCGAAAAUAUAGGUCAUUCUUCGAUUGACAAUUUGUUCACUAAUGAAUAUUGCUUAUUAUAUUAUUACAGGGACCUAUAUCUUUAGUUAGUAUAUAUACGUCCCUGAUUAUUACAAUAAUUUUGUUACUUUCAUGAU